AUGGCUACAUUGCAGAGUUCUUCUUCUUCUGCCAUAUUGGUGGCACUACUAGUUGCUGUUCUUUGUGUUGAUCCAACAUCCUCAACAUCAAGACUCGCUCUAGAUCACCCCAAAAUUCCUCACACUCACACUCACCCAACUGGUUUCCGAGUCUCUCUUCACCAUGUUGAUUCAGGGAAAAACUUAACCAAGCUCGAGCGUGUCCAACAUGGGAUCAAGCGUAGGAAGAACAGGCUACAAAGGCUGAAUGCAAUGGUGUUGGCAGCAUCAACACCAGAUUCUCAAUUAGAAUCUCCAAUCCAUGCAGGGAAUGGUGAGUAUUUGAUGGAGUUAUCCAUUGGAACUCCACCAAAGUCUUACCCUGCAGUUUUGGACACUGGCAGUGAUCUCAUAUGGACACAAUGCAUGCCUUGUUCUCAAUGUUACAAGCAACCCACACCGAUUUUUGAUCCCAAAAAGUCUUCUACUUUUUCUAAGCUCUCAUGUAGUAGCGACUUGUGUAGUGCGCUACCUUCCUCAACUUGCGGUGAUGGUUGCCAAUAUAUGUAUACAUAUGGUGACUAUUCAAUGACACAAGGCGUUUUGGCAACUGAGACCUUCACUUUUGGGGGAAAAGCUAAGGCUAAGAACAUUGGUUUUGGUUGUGGAGAAAAAAAUGAAGGUGAUGGUUUUGAGCAAGCUUCGGUUUUGGUUGGGUUAGGACGUGGUCCUUUGUCCUUGGUUUCUCAGUUAAAGGAACAAAGGUUUUCCUAUUGUUUGACCUCAAUGGAUAACACAAAAGAAAAUACUACCUUCUUUGUGAUAUCCUUGGAUAGCAUUUUGGUUCACAAAGAUUCAAAAAAAAUUAUGUGGGAAUCUGAUUAUUCUAUAAAAAAAAAUUAA
Gastrolobium bilobum is the source of this 882-nucleotide messenger RNA. RefSeq names its product aspartic proteinase nepenthesin-1-like. The transcript has 2 exons. NCBI's taxonomy places the organism in Eukaryota, Viridiplantae, Streptophyta, Magnoliopsida, Fabales, Fabaceae. The record is from RefSeq and is a predicted model, not a curated record. Gene Ontology annotation, cellular component: extracellular region. Bases 1 to 882 code for a protein of 293 amino acids.